UGUAGUGUUAUUUUAAACUGUUUGCAUAUUGUAACACCAACACGUUGUAACAUGAACAUGUUGCUCUGCACGUAACGUAACAUUAUAACAAUUAGACUUACAAAUGCAUUUAACAGCAUUUCCAACACUGUGCGACUUCACGAUUGGCCAGCAAUUUGGGUCUCGUAGGGCUCUGAUGGAAACACACUGACAGUUUUCUUUUAAAAAUUCGAGACGUUAAUCUUCAUCGUCAAAGUGACGAAACCCCGCGAUUAGACUAUAAAUAUAAAACUCUUCGAUCUAAUAGGAAGAGUGUCGUUUGUCGCGAUUAAUGGUUUUGUGAGGAGUUUUUGUGCUGGUUGACGGCGUUGACCUGCUUUUGCUAAAGCAGACCGAAGAUGGAGAAUGAUGACUUUUUACUCGCGCUUCGUUUACAAGAGCAGUUUGAUCAAGAGACAGCGACUGCUGGAUGGACGGAUGAAGACUGCCCGUCCAGUAAAAAGCGGAGGAUCGACUCCUCGGAGUCUGGUCUCAUGGAUGUGAUUCCGUACUCCCAGCCCAGUCCAGAGAGACCGCUGUCCAUCGUAGAUGAGUCGUGGGAGACCCUGGACCCCAGUCCGGACGUGAGAGCCAUGUUCCUGCAGUUUAACGACAAGUUCUUCUGGGGGAAACUCAGCGGUGUGGAGGUCAAGUGGAGUCCACGGAUGACACUAUGUGCCGGUGUUUGCUCUUACGAAGGAAGAGGAGGCUUGUGCUCCAUUCGGCUCAGUGAACCACUCCUGAAGCUCAGACCCCGCAAAGAUCUUGUACAGACUCUUCUUCAUGAGAUGAUCCACGCUCUUCUCUUUGUGACUCAAAACAACAGAGAUCGAGAUGGCCAUGGUCCAGAGUUCUGCAAACACAUGAACAGAAUCAACCAAGCAAGUGGCACCAACAUCACUAUAUAUCACUCGUUUCACGAUGAGGUGGAUGUGUACAGGCAGCACUGGUGGCGCUGUAACGGACCCUGUCAGAAUCGCAGACCGUUCUUUGGAUACGUAAAGCGUGCGAUGAACAGACCUCCCUCGGCCAGAGACCCCUGGUGGGCUGAGCACCAGAGGACCUGCGGUGGAACAUACACCAAAAUCAAGGAGCCAGAGAAUUACGGGAAAACUGGCAAAAGUGAUCAAAAGAAAGACAAGAAUCCUUCCGAGGGGACCUCUAAGAAUUCAAAGCCUCCAUGCAGUACAACAGGUUCUGGCUCACAAGACAUCAGAAAUGUCAUUCCAUUCAGUGGGAGAGGUUUUGUUCUUGGAGGGAACACACAGAUAUCCACAAACAAGCAGAAUCAGAGUCCUCCUAAAGCUCAACCCGAACCUCUUGCCUCUCCACCUGACUCACCGCUCCUUCCAGGUCUGCGACUCAUCGAGGCGAACUUGCUCAAAAGAGUCAGCACAGGUGCAUCGAAUGUUCAGCGCAAAAAGUCUGUUGGUAACACCAAUGCCUUCGCCAACGUCAACGGUUCGCCUGUGAGAAUUUCCAAAGUCAAUGACUUUAAAGGCAAGCAGAGGUCAGUGCGAGAUCUCUUCCAGGCCAUAGUCCUUAAAUCUCCAGAGAGAGCGGUCAGUGCUGCUGGUUCCUCCAAACCUGCCGCAGACGCCUCCUCAACAAACCCUACUAAAGGCAAUGGACCAUCUUCAUCUAGUGCCUUAGACGGGCAAACUAGCCUGAUCAGUAACCAUCACUCAUUCGGUGCCACAAAGUCAGAGUCGCAUCUCUCCAAAUAUUUCGGCAACAGUGCUCAGACUUUGAAAUUCCAAGAUUCACAGUCGAAAACAUCAGGAAGCCCCCAAAAGUCUGCAACUGGAACACUGGGUUACUUUUCUAAGCUCUUUGGAAGCAACCAAAAACUAAGAUCAGAUGCUUCAAGCUCAGGAAACACUGGCGGUCCCCAAAAUUCACAUACUUUAGUUAAUUCAGGGUCCAGUUCCAAGCACUUUGGAGGCUCUAAAAAGCCUGAUUCCAACAUUCCGAGCCCUAGAAGCACCGGCAGCCCCCGGACAUCAGGGACGACGCCUUCGGGAGCCAAGAAGAGAUCAUGGGACGACCAUAAAUCUGAACAUAGCUUUGAUUACUUCCAGCAGACAAACGCCAAGUCCUCCACGUCCACAGCGCAGCAGAGAGAGGAGGUGAAAGACAUCGUCCUGCAAGCAAACGAUCCUCCUCCAGUCCUGAUCACCGUCCAUUGCCCAGUGUGCUGCAUCAAAGUCCCAGAGUCCACAAUUAAUGAGCAUCUGGAUUCCUGUCUCUCAUAAUUUCUGAGAGAAAGUACAGGCUGUAGGGCUUUAAUAAUGCUAGGAGAGGUGUUUACUGUGCUAUUCCAGUGCUCAGGUAUAUAAUAGAAUUCUAUUCAAAUAGAAAGAUUUUAUGAGAUAUUUUAAUUCCAACGCAAUAAGCGAGUUUUGGUAUUGAAAUCUGCAAAGCACGCCAUAUAUUCUUUUUGCGCUUAUUGACUUAUUCUACCUCGUUUGUGCGUCACGGGAAAAUCUUUUUCGUCAUUCACAGAUUAGUUGAAAACGAGUGAGUGGUUUGAAGAGGCGCCACUCGCUGUCCUUGUGCAAGUUGAUAUCCGCGGUUCGUGUCGAAUCAGCAGUACUGAAUUUCACUGUCCGCUGUGGGAUUUAGAUGCGCUUAGCUUUCUGCCGGAUCAGGCUUUGCAAGGUCUCUUUCGUUCGGUGUCAUCAAUAACAGCUCUGGCAGGUCGGCCCGUGAGUGAAGGGGCGGAGCUUGUGCCGCCUACUGCAUGAUCAUUUCACACCUACUUUCCGUCCUGGAGGAAUUAACCCCACCCAGAAAUGAAUAUUGGGUGCGCAGGUUAAAACUUUCUGGUGUAAUAAUAGUCAAGAUGUAUUGUUAAGUCACGAGUAUUGUUGUUUCAAAACCAGCGACCCACCUUUAAAGGUAAACAAUGGCUGAUGACGAGUUCACGCUGCUCGGGUUACACGUAGAUCACGCAGAUGUUACUUUAGUUCACUUAUACGUAACAUUGAUUUACGUAAAAAGAGAGGCAGGACGCAUUGAUAUGUUUAGCGUUUGACACGCUGCGGGCAUCGGUGAUGUCAUUUGUAAUGUAUGCAAGUGGUUUUAACAUGCACUACAGGUUCUCGAGGCAAACCGGGAGCGAAAACUUUGCACAAUUUAUUGUUGGCCUUUUUAGCGGCAGAUGUUUUGUUUUAGAAAUCGUUUUACAUUGAAACUCUUUUAACAUUAAAUUAAGACGUUUAUUAAGUGGUUAUAAAUGUUUGUUUGUACGGUUAUGUGGAAUUUAACGCGUUCGUAAAAUUCUAAAUUGUGCCUGAUUUUUGACUCAUGUUGCCUAUAAACUGUUGCGUUAACUUUAAAUAAAUAUUCAGUUAUGUA
Messenger RNA from Puntigrus tetrazona (Sumatra barb), 3378 nucleotides. It is a transcript of the gene sprtn, whose product is annotated as SprT-like N-terminal domain. The transcript is spliced from 5 exons. Lineage: Eukaryota; Metazoa; Chordata; Actinopteri; Cypriniformes; Cyprinidae. Gene Ontology annotation, cellular component: nucleus. The coding region runs from base 378 to 2273 and encodes 631 amino acids. Gene Ontology annotation, molecular function: polyubiquitin modification-dependent protein binding; single-stranded DNA binding; metalloendopeptidase activity. Gene Ontology annotation, biological process: DNA repair. The record is from RefSeq and is a predicted model, not a curated record.